AUGGGCCACCUAGCCAAGCUUUUUACCAACUGGAAAAAGGCCGAAUCUCCCGGACCCGACUGCCCCACGCCUUUGGGGUCGGGUGCGUCGUCGCACAGCUCAGACGGUGUUUUGUCACCGGUCAUGAGCGAACGCAUUGCCUCGCCGGGCGUUUCGGUCGCUCCCAGCUCCUCUAGCUCUGCGUACUUGCGUCCGAAUCCCAGCCUCACUUCUCUGGCGUCCUCGACGGCCCCGUCCAAACGCCCAGCCACUCGGGAUCCUUCGGGACGCUUCCAAAUGCUCGACGAUGGCAGGCACGCGCAUAUUCUGCGCAAUGCGCGGCGUCAGGAGAAGCUGACCCGCAUGCUCCGGGAUAUUAUGGGCACUGGGUCGAAGGUUGGUGACGACGCAGUGUCUGCGGUGCCCGAGUUCGCCCAGGAGCCCGCCUCUGCGGACGCCCAGGACCUCAGUCUCAUGAACGGCCUGGUUUCUCGGGUCGCCAAGGGCGAAGUGGAGGUCGGAAACGUGAAUGGCGCUUCCGUCUCCAAGGGCACCAAAGUGCGACCCGGAAAGCGCGACUACGCGGUCAAGGUUCGGGAAGCUACAGCGUCAAUGUUUUCGAAGUACGGCAAAUGUCAGGAAAUCGUCGGCAAGGGCUCUUACGGCACGGUGCGUGUGGCCCACAAGUCAGACGGCCGAGGCCAUGAGAAACUCUAUGCGGUUAAAGAGUUCCGCAAACGGACGGCUGAGGCCGAAAACACGUUCCAAGACCGCCUCAUGUCUGAGUUUUGCAUUUCUUCUCAACUGCGUCACCCGAAUAUCAUUGAGACCUUAGAUCUCAUGAAAGAUCCCAAUGGCGGCUUUUGCCAGGUCAUGGAGUUCUGUCCCGGUGGCGACCUGUAUUCGCUGAUUAUCUCGUCGGGCACAGGUCUCAAAGCUGCUGAGGCCGACUGUUUUUUCAAGCAGCUCAUGAGAGGCGUAGUGUACAUGCACUCCAUGGGCGUUGCCCACUGUGAUCUAAAGCCAGAAAACAUUUUGCUUACCUCCAAUGGAACCGUCAAGAUCUCUGAUUUUGGCAACGGCGAGUGUUUCCGCAUGGCUUGGGAAAAAGAUGUUCAUUUCAGCAAAGGCGUCACGGGCUCCGGGCCCUACAUUGCCCCUGAAGAGUUCAAAGACAAGCCGUUCGACCCUCGUGCUGUGGACAUCUGGGCCACAGGUAUUAUUUAUAUGGUGAUGCGGACGGGCGCCUAUCUCUGGCGAACCACCGCUCCCGAGGAAGAUGGCAACUAUCGCCGGUAUCUAGUCGACCGCAAGAAAAGCGACGGAUACGCGCCUAUCGAGAGAUUGUCCCCGCAAAAAUGCGUGUACGUUAUUUAUUCCAUCCUCGACCCCGUUCCAUCCCGACGGAUCACUGCGAAACAGGUACUUAAUUCAGAAUGGGGCCGAAGCAUCCGGGUCUGCGAAGCGGCGACCGAGGGAUAUCCGGCGCCCAAGUCCACGUGCUCAGACGCCCUGUCCGGAGCGGUAUCGGUUUCGUCAACCCCGUCUCUACCAGCCACAUGA
Wickerhamiella sorbophila is the source of this 1542-nucleotide messenger RNA. RefSeq names its product Serine/threonine-protein kinase hal4. Gene Ontology annotation, biological process: intracellular signal transduction; protein phosphorylation; intracellular monoatomic cation homeostasis. Gene Ontology annotation, molecular function: ATP binding; protein serine/threonine kinase activity. The transcript has a single exon. Lineage: Eukaryota; Fungi; Ascomycota; Dipodascomycetes; Dipodascales; Trichomonascaceae. The record is from RefSeq and is a predicted model, not a curated record. The coding region runs from base 1 to 1542 and encodes 513 amino acids.